This is a messenger RNA of Paramecium pentaurelia, 758 nucleotides long. The record is from the annotation of a GenBank genome assembly. Lineage: Eukaryota; Ciliophora; Oligohymenophorea; Peniculida; Parameciidae.
GAUGAUGAAUUCCUCAGCUGAUAAAACACCAUUGUUUAAAUUUAUCAUAAUUGGAGAAAGCGGUAUUAAUUAAAUGAAUCUUUGAGGUGUCGGGAAGUCAUGUUUGCUAUUAAGGUAUACAAAAGACGAAUUUGUCUCUGAAUACAAUGUUACAAUCGGUGUGGAAUUCUCUUCUAAAACAGUGGAAGUGGAUUCUAAUACAAAAAUUAAGUUACAAAUAUGGGAUACAGCUGGAUAAGAGUCUUUCAGAUCAAUAGUAAGAUCCUUUUAUAGGAAUGUUACAGCAGUAUUUUUAGUCUAUAAUAUUACAAAGUAUAAUUAUAAUAUAUAUGACAUAGACGAGAUACAUUAGAGAAAUUGGAUGGAUGGUUAAAAGAGGCAAAGGAGAAUGCUUCACCAAAUAUCGUGACUGUUUUGGUUGGUGCUUAAAAUGAUUUGGAGGAUCAGUACAAUUCUAUAUCAUUUUUAGACGCCAAGUCUCAUAUGAUGAAGGAAAGUCAUUCAUAGAUGAGAAGGGAAUUAAUUUAUUUUUUGAGACGAGUGCUAAAAACAAUUAAAAUGUUGAAUUGGUAUUGAGUGAAUUCUAUUAUAUGCAUUCACCGAAGCAGCCAAAUUGGUUUUCUUAAACUAUAUAAAUGAAACAGUGCGUAAAAAUGAAAACAAAGUCUCUAUUGCAUUAUCCGAAUCCCAUGAUAAUCCAUAGCAGUAGCUACAACCAUAGAAGAAAAAGAAAAAAGAUGACUCAGGGUGUUGUUGAA